Messenger RNA from Lycium ferocissimum, 1261 nucleotides. Its product is annotated as elicitor-responsive protein 1-like. The transcript has 7 exons. Lineage: Eukaryota; Viridiplantae; Streptophyta; Magnoliopsida; Solanales; Solanaceae. The record is from RefSeq and is a predicted model, not a curated record. Bases 96 to 848 code for a protein of 250 amino acids.
AUUGGUGGAUUUGUUCUAUUUUAGACCCUAUAUAACCGUCCUUAUUUUUCUCUUGCUAGAAUUUCCUAGUCAUCUUUCCUUUGUAUUCUUCUUCCAUGUCGAUCGUAUAUGGCGUCCAAGGCCAACUACUUGAAGUUACUGUUGUUGCCUGUAACAAAUUGAAGGACACUGAAUGGAUUUCAAGGCAAGAUCCGUACGUUUGUCUUGAAUACGGCAGUUCUAAAUUCCGUACUCGUACUUGUACAGAUGGUGGAAAAAACCCUACAUUUCAAGAGAAAUUUGUGUUUACGCUCAUUGAAGGGUUGAGAGAGAUUAACAUUGUCGUCUGGAAUAGCAAUACUGUCAAUGCCGAUGAUUUCAUAGGAAGCGGAAAGGUUCAACUACAGAAGGUUCUCUCACAGGGAUAUGAUGAUACUGCUUGGCCACUCCAGACGAAGAGGGGCAGGCAUGCGGGAGAAGUUCGACUAAUAAUGCACUACGCAAAUGCCAUUAAGCCAGCAACAAACCAUGCUCCAUCAGGCUCUCCGUAUGUAACACCAACUCCUGGAUCAUAUCCAUAUUCGGCAGCUCCACCACAUGCAGCUUCUCACCCACCACCUUCUGCCUAUCCAGCACCAUCUCCUUAUUCAACAAUCCCGCCUCCUUCAGCAGCAUAUCAUUCACCAUCUCCGUAUCCCACAGCUCCGCCUCCUUCAGUAGCAUAUCAUCCACCUUCUCCUUAUCCCCCUCAAUCGGCUGCUUAUCCUUCACCUUACUCAUCAGCUUCAGCGUAUCCACCUCAGUCUUAUCCACCACAGGGUUACUCUUAUCCUCCAGGUCCAUACCCCGGAGCCUAUCCUCCACGAUAACUUUGAUUGUAUGCUCUUAAAUGCUUGGACAAGGAAUGUGCACAUACAAGUUCGCACUGAGUUUACAUUUAGUAUUGUGGUAUUAUAUCUUUGUAUGACAUGGAAAUUUCAGGACUUCUUAUGACAUGUUCGUGAUUGUAUGCUGAAAUUGUUUAAUAUCGUAGGAUCUGAAAAGGAUUUAACAGAAGCUUAUUGUGUUGUGCCUGUAUUAUAGGAGUAUUCCCUUAUGUGUAAUGUAUACUAAUCUUAUAUCAGAUAGGUUCAACUAAGCUUUUGUAUAAGCAGUAUGUGCUGCCUCAUAGUCAUUCUUUUUUACAGAGAACAUUUUAGAUUGUGUUUUUGGGAUUUUUACUUCCUGUUAGAAUUGUUGAUAUGCCAGCUUUAUAAGUUGAACAAAGCAGAAUCUUCUUCUU